AGGGGCCUCGCGCGGCGUUUGCUCGCCAGUGCUCAUGAGGCCAUCGAUCCUCGCAUCACUCCCUGCCAUGUGGAUGCUGAAAAAGGCGAGCCAGAUAUCAGUUCGGACGACCAAGUCAAGAAUGAGAAGUUCUUGGCUUCUCAGCAUACCACGACUGCAGACGAAACGAUUUACGUGGACUUUGACAAUGAUGACCCACAUAACCCAGCCAACUUCUCACAUAAGCGCAAAUGGGCAAUCACUUUUGCGGCUUCAUUCUUCUCAAUCGCGGCUGCUUCUACGUCAGGCGCGUAUGCCCUCGGCCUUCCAUCCAUGACGCGCGACCUCAACGCGACCCAGUACGAGGCGAUCAUCGGCCUAUCCAUGUUCACGCUCGGGUUCGGCCUCGUUCCCCUCCUCUUGACGUCCUUCAGCGAAGAGUUCGGCCGCCAGCCCAUUUACCUCGUCAGUGGUAUCGGCUGUGUGGUAUUCCACAUCAUGACCGGGCUCGCGCAUAAUAUACAGACUGUCAUUAUUGGUCGCUUUCUCUGUGGCGCCUUUGCGUCAACGGCGUCCGCCAUGGUCGGUGGGACCAUCGCCGACAUUUGGGCGCCAUCUGAACGUGGGCUCCCAAUGUCGCUCUUCGCAACAAUGGUGCUCUCAGGCCCAGGCGUAGGCUGUGUCGCCGCGGGUUGGAUCGAGCAGAACCCACAUCUAGAGUGGCGCUGGAUCCAGUACAUCCAUGCAAUGUACCUGGAACGGCCUGUUCUUGCUCAUGGUCCGACGCUCAUGAAGGAGACGCGUUCGGGUGUGCUUCUCAUGCGCCUCGCGCGCAAGCUGCGCGCUCAGACCGGUAACUCUCGCUACCGCGCACGUAUCGAGGACGAGCGCGCAAGCCUGCGCACGCUCAUUUACAUUUCCUGUACACGCCCAAUGUACCUGCUGUUCACAGAGCCUGUCGUUGCGGCGUUCAGCCUUUGGGCGGGCUUCGCGUGGGGCAUCCUCUAUGUGCUCAUCGAAUCGAUUGGACCCGCAUUCCGCACGAUCCACAACUUCAACCAGGGCGAAGUGGGCACGGUGUUUGUCGCGAUGAUCGUGGGCUGCCUGGCGGGCGAGCUCCUGCAGAUCUAUCAAGAGAAGCUAUACGCGCGAUACCACCCGUCCAAGGGUCCGGAAGCGCGACUGUUCAGCGCGUGUCUCGCGGCUGUCCUUUCCCCCGCCGGGAUGUUCAUCUACGGCUGGUGCACCUCCCCGUCCGUCCCAUGGAUAGGCAUGGUCAUGGGCAUCUUUGUGAUCAUGAUGGCACUGUUUAUCAUUUACGUCGCUGUCUUCACGUACCUCGCGGAUUGGCACGUUUCCUCCGCCGACGCCUGCGUGCGCAUUGACGACCAUUACGGGCCCUUCGCCUCGUCCGCUCUCGCGGGCCAAAGUCUAUCGCGCAAUAUGAUGGGCACCAUAUUCCCGCUGUUCACCACGCAGCUGUUCGACGCCGUCGGGUACCCAUGGGGCACGUCGCUAUUCGCCUUCAUCGGCGUCGUCAUGAUUCCGAUACCAUUCGUGCUGCUUUGGAAGGGCCCUGCGAUUCGCGCCCGGAGCAAGUUCGCGUCGCAGGUAGUACAUACACCCUAG
Messenger RNA from Epithele typhae, 1608 nucleotides. Its product is annotated as MFS general substrate transporter. The record is from RefSeq and is a predicted model, not a curated record. Gene Ontology annotation, biological process: transmembrane transport. The annotation marks the transcript as partial. The transcript is spliced from 15 exons. NCBI's taxonomy places the organism in Eukaryota, Fungi, Basidiomycota, Agaricomycetes, Polyporales, Epitheliaceae. Gene Ontology annotation, molecular function: transmembrane transporter activity.